This is a messenger RNA of Penicillium mononematosum, 990 nucleotides long. Its product is annotated as glycoside hydrolase family 16 protein. Gene Ontology annotation, cellular component: fungal-type cell wall. The coding region runs from base 1 to 990 and encodes 329 amino acids. The record is from RefSeq and is a predicted model, not a curated record. The transcript has 4 exons. Gene Ontology annotation, biological process: fungal-type cell wall organization; carbohydrate metabolic process. Lineage: Eukaryota; Fungi; Ascomycota; Eurotiomycetes; Eurotiales; Aspergillaceae. Gene Ontology annotation, molecular function: hydrolase activity, hydrolyzing O-glycosyl compounds; glycosyltransferase activity.
AUGGUUUUCAAUUCUUACUACCCGACAACCACCAGCUGCAACCCUCUGAAGAAAACUUGCCCAGCAGACACCGGUCUGAACAAGUACCGUCUGAACACCGACUUUACCUCCGGAUCUCUAGGUCGCUGGAACACCACCGCCGGCACCGUAACCAGCACCGACCUCGGUGCCAAGUUCUCAAUCUCCGAGCAGGGUGACGCCCCAACAAUCGAAAGUGAGUUCUACAUCUUCUUCGGCCAUGUCGACGUGAAGAUGAGAGCCGCGAACGGCACCGGUAUCAUCAGUACCUGGAUACUAGAGUCGGACGACCUGGACGAGAUCGACUGGGAACAAAUCAGCACCUAUGAUACCGAGAUCCAAACCAACUACUUCGGCAAGGGCAACACAACCUCCUACGACCGCGGCACAACCGUAACAGUCUCAACCCCAGAAGAAACCUUCCACACCUACUCAAUCGACUGGACCUCAGAGCGCAUCGAGUGGCUCCUAGAUGGGGAAGUGGUGCGCACACUCGAAUACGCCGACGCCGUUGACGGCACAAACUACCCUCAAACACCCAUGCGCAUCCGAAUCGGUAUCUGGGCCGGCGGCGACCCGGAUAACUCCGCGGGCACGAUCUCGUGGGCCGGCGGCGAGACAGAUUACACCGAAAGUCCUUUCUCCAUGUACGUUGAGUCGGUCGAUAUCAUCAACUAUAACCCGGCUUCGGCGUACAAAUACACCGAUAAGACUGGGGACUAUACGAGUAUCAAGGCUACGAAUGCUACUACGUCGACUAACUUGAGCUCGUCAAAUUCGAGCUCGAUUCUUGCUUCGAGUAAGACUUCUGCUUCGGCUAGGGCUAGCUCGUCGUUGAUUGCUUCUUCAUCGGCUUCGGCUUCGGCGGCGGCUUCUUCUAUUAGCUUUGUUUCUGCUGCUCCAGUUUCUUACUAUACCUCUAUUCUUGCCAUGGCUGUGGGCUCUCUUGUUGCUGGCUUGGUUCAAUUUUAG